AUGUUUAUUUAUAUGAGUAAGAAGAUAGCGAUACCAAAACAAUCCAGUGUGAGUUGCUUAUCAUGGAAUCACUCUUCAGGCUACAUUGCUGUUGGUGGAGACGAUGGGAUGCUCAAGGUUUUAAAACUAGAAUCUGGAGGCGGAGGUAAUCUCUCAAUGAACCUAAGCUUGGAAGGGCAUACUGGGCAAGUGUGUCUAGCUGUAUGGAAUGAAGUUUUUCAGAAAUUAACAACAAGUGAUGAGCAUGGAGUUAUUAUUGUGUGGAUGUUGUAUAAGGGUUCCUGGUACGAAGAGAUGAUAAAUAACAGAAACAAAUCCACUGUCACUGGUAUGGCAUGGGGCUCAGAUGGUCAGAAAAUAUGUAUAGCUUAUGAAGAUGGUGCUGUGAUUGUUGGCUCUGUUGAUGGAUCAAGAGUUUGGGGAAAAGAUAUCAAAGGCACAGGAUUGAAAGCAGUGCAAUGGUCACCUGAUAACUCUUCACUGCUUUUUGCUCUUGCUAAUGGGGAGCUGCAUCUGUAUGAUGAUCAAGGAAAUUUCGUUAUGCCAGUUGCUAGCAACAAUGUAGCUGAAUCAACAGAAAUUGUCUGUCUUAAAUGGUUUUCUGGUAAAGCACCAGCAAACAGACCUAUACUGGCAAUAUGUUACAAAAAUGGAAUACUCCUUUUUAUGAAAUCAUGCACUGAAGAAGAUAGCAUAAUGCUUGAGACGAAUAUGACAGUCAUUGGCAGUGAGUGGAACCACAAUGGGAGUGUGUUGGCGGUCGCUGGACAAACACAAGAGCAAACUAAUGUCGUGCAGUUCUUCAGUGCCUAUGGUGAAUAUCUGCGGACGCUCCGUGUACCGGGCGGUUCGAUGCGCGCGCUGUCGUGGGAGCAGCGCUCGCUGCGGCUGGCGAUUGCGGUGGACUCCUUCAUAUACUUCGCUAACGUCAAGCCCGACCACAAGUACGCCUUCUACGGCAGCACGCUCGCAUUCGUGUCGGGCACAGAGACCGUCACCUUCUGGGACACUGUCACGCACCAGUCGUGGAUUAAUCACAUCCCCGGAGUAAUAGACAUGGACGGCGUGGACGAGUACUGCAUUAUCUCCACAAUGUCGAUGCUGCUUAUAUCGAACCAGCAAGGAAUCCAGUGUGAUGGUAAAGCUGUGUCUACACCAUUUCUGUACGUGGCGAUCAACAGCAAAGCCAUAGCCGUCGCCGCUACCAAAGAGUCAUUUCUCAUUUGGAAAUUCUCAACACCAUCGAGACUCCGGAUAAGCGAGCAGUUGUACGGCGUGGACGGUGCCCCCAUUGCCUCAGGGGAGGUGUCUCUUCACGACGAUACGAUAUGCGCGCUCGCCUGCUCCGACGCGCUCGCAGCGGUCGGCCGCGACUCCGGCACGAUUUUGCUGUUUUCCCUCGCCAACUUCAAAAAGACGAACAUCAUCAAUAUCAACACGAAACCCUACAAGCUGGGGAUCAAUUGCAACUCUAGCAAGCUGUUCGCGAUCGACACGGCGGGUACGCUGGUGUUGUGCGGUGUGGAGGGCGGGGCGGGGGGUGUGGCCGGGGGCGGGGCGGCGCGGCGCGACGUGUGGGGCGCGCGCUGGGCCGCCGACAACGCCGCGCUGCUAGCGGCCGCCGAGAAGGCGCGCGUGUACGUGCUGCGCGGAGACGAGCCUACAGAACCGCUGCCCGCUAACGGCUAUCUGUGUUGCUUUAAGGAGUUGGAAAUAACGACGGCCCUGCUGGACGAGAUAACGGACAAGUGCGCGGCGCAGCACAUCGUUCGCACCGAGGUGAAGUCGCUGCGGGACACGCGACAGCUCAUAGACAAGGUCGGGCUCAAGGAGGCCGAGGACUUCAUCAAGGACAACCCCCACCCGCAGCUGUGGUUGCUGCUAGCUGAAGCUGCAUUGAAGAACUUCGAAUCUGAGUCGGCCCUCGAGACGGCCGAGGCCGCUUUCGUCCGACGCAACGAUUACGUUGGAAUACGAUUCGUGGCGAGACUUAAUGCGUUGCACUCCAACGCGCUGAAAAAAGCCGAAAUACUCGCCUACUUCAAGGACUUUGACGGCGCAGAACAGAUAUACCACAACGAGGACAGGCGCGACCUGGCGAUAGCGCUGCGCAAGCGGCUGGGGCACUGGUUCCGCGUGGUGGAGCUGCUCAAGUCCUCCGUGACCGCCACCGACGCGCAGAUCAAGGAGGCCUACACCAACAUCGCUGAUUACUACAUCGACCGCCAGAACUGGACUGGGGCCAUAGAGUAUUACAACUUGUCGAACAACGUAGAAGGGCUCAGAAAGUGCUAUAUGGCACUCGAGGACAGCGAAUCCUUAGCAAAACUUAUUACUACGUCGGCAAAAUCUACCAAAGAGCCAGCAUCAAAACAUCAUAUAGAGCAAAGAAUUGACAACAAUCAAGAACCAUCAAUUCACGCCAUCAUGCAACUGCGAGAGAGCGGGCGCAUCGCUCAGGCGGCCGCGUUGGCUUACCAAUUGGCAGAAUUGGAGGCUUCUUGCGCAGCAUCACCAUGGAAGAUCAAAAAGCUUUAUAUUCUUGCUGGACACCUGUAUCAAAAUUCCGCUGAGAGCGGGCGGUCGGGCGAGGCGUGGCGGCGGGCGCGGGCACAGCAGUGGGCGGCGGGGGCGGCGCGUGCGGCGCGGGGCGGGGCGCGGCCCGACGCGGCGCUGCGGGCGGCUGCGCGUCUCCGCGCCGCUAUACCGCUGCUACAUCCAACCCAACAUAAACAAGCUUUGUGUACAAUAGCAGCAAUUUCUCUUCAAGUGAGAUCAUUCGAUCUCUGCUCAAAGGCGUUAAUAAAGCUGGAAGCUUUGGACGCGGAUACUUUCGAGAAUAUCGCUAUCGAGAUAUUUACAAGAUGUAAACCGAAAGAUGCAAAAGGGAACAUUGUUGAAUGUCCUCAAUGUCAAUCUGGCAUACCUGAAUGGGCUACAGAUUGUGAAGGUUGUGGAGCAGAAUUCCCAGGAUGUGUAGUGUCAGGAAGACCUUUACUUACACCACAUUCCAUGUGGACCUGCUCUAGGUGUGACUCCCAUGCACAGCAUCACGAACUUGUUUUACGACACUCAUGCCCACUGUGUCACUCACCACUUACGUAAAAACAUCUAAAAAUUGGCUUGUUGUAAAAAAAUGCAAAAAUCAUACAGUACUUACA
Molecule: messenger RNA, 3161 nt
Organism: Aricia agestis (brown argus)
Lineage: Eukaryota; Metazoa; Arthropoda; Insecta; Lepidoptera; Lycaenidae
Gene: Oseg4
Product: WD repeat-containing protein 35
Exons: 22
Coding region: 1-3105 (1034 amino acids)
Biological process (GO): non-motile cilium assembly; intraciliary retrograde transport; protein localization to cilium
Cellular component (GO): intraciliary transport particle A; non-motile cilium
Molecular function (GO): protein binding
Source: RefSeq, a predicted model, not a curated record